Botrytis sinoallii is the source of this 1635-nucleotide messenger RNA. RefSeq lists its product as uncharacterized. The record is from RefSeq and is a predicted model, not a curated record. Gene Ontology annotation, cellular component: catalytic step 2 spliceosome. Gene Ontology annotation, biological process: protein folding; protein peptidyl-prolyl isomerization. Gene Ontology annotation, molecular function: peptidyl-prolyl cis-trans isomerase activity. The transcript has a single exon. Lineage: Eukaryota; Fungi; Ascomycota; Leotiomycetes; Helotiales; Sclerotiniaceae. Bases 1 to 1635 code for a protein of 544 amino acids.
AUGUCGUCACUCUACAAUCUCGAACCUCAACCUACUGCAUCAUGCAUUUUACACACCACCUCUGGCGAUAUCUCUCUCGAGCUCUGGGCGCAACAAAUUCCUCUCGCGUCUCGUAAUUUUCUGCAACAUUGCCUCGACGGCUAUUACGAUAAUACGGUAUUUCAUCGACUUGUGCCGGGCUUUAUUCUACAGGGUGGUGAUCCUACCGGUACUGGAUCUGGUGGAGAAUCGAUUUACGAUGGCGGCGAAUUUUCUGAAGAGAAUGGCAUAUGGCCGAUGGAGGAGCGGAAAGGUCAAAAUGCGGGACCGAGAGGAGUGGGCUUCAAGGACGAGUUUCACAGCAGGAUAAAAUAUAAUAGGAGAGGAUUGUUGGGGAUGGCUAAUGAAGGGAAAGACACGAAUGGGAGUCAGUUCUUCUUGACUUUAGGGGAUACGCCUGAGUUGAUGGGGAAGAAUACGUUGUUUGGUAGGGUGGAGGGAGAGACGAUAUAUAAUUUGGCGAGGAUGGGGGAGGCGGAGUGUGGAGAGGGAGAGCGACCAUUGUAUCCUACGAAGAUUACGGGGGUGGAGGUGUUGGUUAACCCGUUUAAGGAUAUGGUUAGGAGAGAGAGGGUUGCGAAAAUUGCGGUUCCCGAGAAGAAGGCUCCAGAAAAGAAAAAGAAGAGGAAGGCUGGGAAACAGUUGUUAAGUUUUGGGGAUGAGGGGGAGGAAGGUGUCGAACAACCAGUUGUUAAGAAAAAGGCGAAAUUCGAUACGAGGAUUGUAAUGGACGAUGGAACUGCAGAUAAUGCGCCGGAACCAGAACCCAAGGCUAAAUUCAUACCAAAAAAGAAAGCGCCCAAAGCACGAUCAUCUGAAUCUCCUCAAUCAUCACCAGAACCCGAAGCAAGAGCACCUCCCAAACCGUUGCCCAAUAGAGCCGCAAAACUCGAACGAGAUAUUUCUUCCUCUCCAGAGCCUCAAGUUCAAAAGGUUACCUCUUUGCUAGAUCGCACAAAUGCGCAAAUAGCGGAACUAAAAGCGUCUAUGAAGCGGAAUGUUCAAACAGCUCCCGAGCCGGAGAAGAAGAAAUCAGCUUUGGAAGCCAUGAUUCCUGCAACAUCCGUUCGUGGACGAAAGCGCAACGCAAAUGGAAAGUCAAAUGCUAGUAACGAUCAAGCAGCUCUAGAUAUCUUGCGAGCAUUUCGGGAGAAACUGGAAACUGCACCACCUGAAAAGGAAGUGGCUAAGCCUGCCUCACAUGACGAAGCUGAAUCCAAACAGGAGGAAAAUGGAACCGUUGAUGAUGAAGAAGCUGCAUUGUGUGAUUUACACUUUAUUGCAAAUUGUCAGUCCUGUAGAUCAUGGGAAGCGCAAGGGGAAGAAGAAGAGGAAGAAGAUUUUAAUGACAAAGGGUGGAUGUCUCACGCGUUGAGUUUCAAGGAAGACAAAUUAGGCAAGGAUCUCAGUUAUAGGAAGAAAGCCGAAGAAGAACUGGUGGUUAUUGAUCCUAGAGAGAAAGCUAAAUCGCUGAGGGAGGAAAUGAAGGCGAAAAGAGAAGCGAAAGCUGGAGGUUCGACGGGUAGAGAAUGGGAUAUCAAGCGGAACGAGAAAUUAACGAGAGGGUCGGCUUUGGCUGGGAGAGGAGCUAAGUAG